This is a messenger RNA of Silurus meridionalis, 1833 nucleotides long. Its product is annotated as galanin receptor type 1. Gene Ontology annotation, biological process: neuropeptide signaling pathway. The coding region runs from base 564 to 1559 and encodes 331 amino acids. The transcript has a single exon. Gene Ontology annotation, cellular component: membrane. The record is from RefSeq and is a predicted model, not a curated record. Gene Ontology annotation, molecular function: G protein-coupled peptide receptor activity. Lineage: Eukaryota; Metazoa; Chordata; Actinopteri; Siluriformes; Siluridae.
UCAGGAACGGAUGGUGAAGUUUACAAUCACUGCCUAUUAGAAGCACAAAUUUAGCCAACAGAAAUAAUUCCAGGGGAGAACUAGGAUCAGUGAAGCCUGGAGAGAAACCUGGAAUAUUUCUAGUUUGCUGCUGAAACUUAUAGAGAAGAUUCGUGAAAGAGCUGGGAAUCGAAACCAGGCUGAAGAUACCAGCGAGACUGCGUCGCGUGUCCUUUGAGCCUGCGGUCUGGAGACGUCCUUUGGACUCCGGAAUGUGUGUGAAUCAUUUCAGUGAGGUUUUUAUCAGCUCUACACCGGCUGUAAAUAUUGAUCUGAUUUCCUCAUUCCACAGAGACAGUAGGGCAUGGAGGCAAGCCUCGUCUCUCUCUCUCUCUGCCCCACCGGAAUACCGUCGUCUCUUCAGAAUGAUCUGCAAACUUGAGCAGUGUGCUGGUGGAGCAGGAUUUUAAGAUUAAUUUCGCCUUUUGGACAAACUUACUACUCCGUCUAUUAUUUACACAGAAAACUGUUUACUUCCCGGGUGCUCAUGGAUACCAUUCUUAUGGUUAUUCUGUAAUUCCACAAUGGAGAUCUUUCUUAAGGAAAACACCACAGGACAAGGAGAUGGGAAGAACAUUUCAGGACCCACUGAUAUCGAGCGAGUCCUGGUUCCCAUAUUUGACACCUUCAUCCUGGUGACAGGAACGGUGGGACACAUUCUGGUCAUCAUCAUCAUCUUGCGAACGAUGAGAAAAGCACGUGGAACGAGCAACGGUAACGCGAACGGUACGGAUAUUCUCCUUCUGAGUUUGAGCUUGGCGGAUAUUCUCCUUCUGUCCUGCGUACCCUAUCACACUGUCGCCAUAGCGACCCGCCACUGGCCAUUUGGAAGCUUCAUGUGCAAAGCAGUGAGUUUUCUGGGAGCAGCGUGUACCGCUGCUAGCGCCUUCACGCUAGCCACUCUGGCGUCCAGUCGCUAUGUUAUCGUGGUUCACGCAGCCAGAGCAUACCGCUGGCGCAGGAGCGGGGGGAUCAAACUCAUCGCCGGAGUUCUGUGGGUUCCGGCGAUCGUCUUAGCGAUUCCUCAGCUCACCUGGAGGACGCUCAUGUCUGGGACAGAACUGCGCUACACCAGGCAGGAUUUAAUUUGUUUCAACUUCCUGUCUGACUCGGAUCAGGUAGCGUAUGGAGUCUGCCACUUUUUGUUCGCCUUUCUGCUUCCUCUGGUAGUCAUCAUGCUCGCUUACGGCCGGAUCUAUCACUUUCUGUACACGACCAGACGGAACCGUGACACAAACCAGACGGAGCGCUUAGAACAAUACCAGACACAAGUGACCCACACGUCGGUUCUGCUGGUCUUGGCGUUCGUUCUGUGCUGGCUGCCAUCCUAUGGACUAAUGCUGGUCCAGCUCGGGUACCAAUCCACUGUGACUGGGCCUCUGCCAAGAUUCGGACCUUUUGCCACCUUUGCCCGCAUCAUGGCCACAUCCUCGACCGUCGUAAACCCCGUCCUGUACGUCUUCAUGUCGCAGAAAUUCAGGAAGGAACUUAAGGAACUUGUGGGGAAACGGUUGUGUUAGAGCAACAUCCCUCAGAACCCUCUUAAGCUGCUAACUGUUUUGCUGAGUGUAAAUGUUCUUACAGGUUCUGCAGGUAAAGUGAAGUGUAUCAUGCAGUUCUUCUCUUCUUUUCCUGACUUUAUACACUCCUCCAGUACCACUGCACUGAUCUCCUCAUCAAACACAAGCAGAACUCACACUGUUUUAAGCCUCCUAUAGAAACUCCACAGACUCCUCAGGUCAAACAUCACACCUUCACCAGAUCACCAGGAAACAAUAAAGGCUUCACAUUUCA